AUGAACGUUAUCGAAUGGGCGUUCGGUAAGCGCAUGACGCCCGCAGAGCGUCUGCGCAAACACCAACGUGCCCUGGACCGAACACAGCGCGAGCUCGACCGAGAACGGACUAAGCUCGAGAAUCAGGAGAAGAAAUUGGUGCAGGAUAUCAAGAAGAGCGCCAAGAAUGGUCAAAUCAAUGCAUGCAAGAUCCAAGCCAAGGAUCUGGUUCGAACACGACGAUAUAUCCAGAAGUUCUACCAGAUGCGCACGCAAUUACAGGCUAUCUCUUUGCGCAUUCAGACGGUCCGGAGCAAUGAACAGAUGAUGCAAUCCAUGAAGGGAGCUACAAUGCUUCUCGGCAGCAUGAAUAGACAGAUGAAUCUCCCAGCACUGCAGCGCAUUGCGAUGGAGUUCGAGCGCGAGAACGAAGUCAUGGACGAACGACAAGAAAUGAUGGAUGAUGCGAUCGACGAAGCAACGGGUAUGGAAGGCGAAGAGGAAGAGGGUGAAGACAUUGUUAAGGAGGUUCUGGAUGAAAUUGGUGUUGAUCUGGGCCAAUCGUUCGGCGAGACACCCUCCGGCAUACAAAAGGAAUCAGUCGGAGAGACCCGCGUUGCGCAAGCUGUUGGUGGUGGAGGCCACGCGGAUGAUGACGAUCUUCAAGCUCGGCUGGACAGCCUUCGACGAUGA
Messenger RNA from Penicillium pulvis, 672 nucleotides. Its product is annotated as ESCRT-III subunit protein DID4. The record is from RefSeq and is a predicted model, not a curated record. The coding region runs from base 1 to 672 and encodes 223 amino acids. Gene Ontology annotation, biological process: endosome transport via multivesicular body sorting pathway; late endosome to vacuole transport; protein transport. Lineage: Eukaryota; Fungi; Ascomycota; Eurotiomycetes; Eurotiales; Aspergillaceae. The transcript is spliced from 5 exons. Gene Ontology annotation, cellular component: multivesicular body; ESCRT III complex.